Messenger RNA from Plectropomus leopardus (leopard coralgrouper), 2881 nucleotides. RefSeq names its product sideroflexin 5a (gene sfxn5a). The record is from RefSeq and is a predicted model, not a curated record. Lineage: Eukaryota; Metazoa; Chordata; Actinopteri; Perciformes; Serranidae. Gene Ontology annotation, biological process: citrate transport; monoatomic ion transport; mitochondrial transmembrane transport. Gene Ontology annotation, cellular component: mitochondrial inner membrane. Gene Ontology annotation, molecular function: monoatomic ion transmembrane transporter activity; citrate transmembrane transporter activity.
AGAAGCACAGAGUUUUGUUUUUUGGCAGCAACAUGUCUGAAAGUGUCCCCUUCCAGCUCGGCAGGUCCCGGUUCGACCAGAGCACGUUUUUUGGUCGGUUCAGACACUUCCUGGAUGUGAUUGACCCGAGCACGCUCUUCGUGACCGAGAAGCGUCUGCAGGAGUCUGUGGAGCUGCUCCAGCGUUUCCGGCGGGGAACUCUGCCUCCAGGAGUGACGGACGCUCAGCUUUGGCAGGCUCAAAAAAUAAAGCAGGCCAUCAUCCACCCUGACACGGGGGAGAAGAUCCUCAUGCCCUUUCGGAUGUCAGGUUUUAUCCCAUUUGGAACACCAGUGGUUGUUGGCCUCCUUCUCCCAAACCAAACUUUGAUGUCAACUGUCUUCUGGCAGUGGUUAAACCAGAGUCACAACGCCUGUGUGAACUACAGCAACCGCAACGCCUCCAAGUCGGCUCCAGUCUCCAAAUUCUUCCAGGGAUACCUCGGAGCGGUGACCAGCGCAGUCUCCAUCGCUGUCGGGUUGAACGUGUUAAUCCAGAGAGCCAGCAGCUUCAGCCCGACCCGCAGGCUUUUGGUGCAGAGGUUCAUCCCCUUCCCAGCAGUGGCGAGUGCAAACGUCUGCAACGUGGUGCUCAUGAGACACUCGGAGCUGUCGGAGGGCAUCAGCGUGCUCGACGACGACGGGAACGUGGUGGGAACGUCGAAAGUGGCUGCCAGGCACGCGCUUUUAGAAACAGCUCUGACCCGAGUGGUCCUCCCCAUGCCGAUCCUGAUGCUUCCUCCCAUGAUCAUGGCUGCUCUGGAAAAGCUUCCUCUCCUGCAGAGACAGCGGAGACUCGUCCUGCCCGUCCACACUCUGGUGUGUCUCGCCGCCUUCAGCCUGGCUCUGCCGCUCGCCAUCAGUCUCUUCCCGCAGAUGUCACAGAUCAGUGUGAGUCAGCUCGAGCCCGAGAUCGCCGCUGCAACAGAUUGCCAGAUCGUGACAUACAAUAAAGGCCUGUGAGUGAUCUCCGCCGCCCGACACGUGAGGACGACACGGAUCGUGGUUAAACCCCCCCUGAAGAGUGAGUUGUGGUGAAUUUGGCUGCGAGGAGUUAACAUACGUUUACAGAGAAAAGGCUGUUUAUUCUGGGAAUACAUGUUGUUUACAGCGACACUGUGAAGCAGCAACACACGGUGACAUACUGCGAUUAGGAAAACAUACAUUAGGACACCUCGGAGAGCAUCAUCACGCUGUAACAUGGACACUAACUAAAGAGAUCGUCCCAAAACUGAGCCAGCUGCUCCGUGUUUACAGCAGAGAGGUUAGCUAUUUUCCACAACGAGCAGGUGAUUUGCAGGUCCCAGGCGAUCAAAAAAUCAUUUAACUGGAUCAAUAUGAUCCGGAUUUGGGAAUCAAAUGUUUGGCUAUCCGAGUCCAGCUAAACCAAAUUACUUUUGUACCAGUUUUUUAAAGCAGCGUUGGAUUGGAUCACCCCGACGCAGAUACAGACCUUUCAAAAUGGCCAAAUCCAGAUAACCAGCACUGUAGAAGGGGAUCCAUUUCAGCCAGUGUGUUCUCUUUUAUUUCAAAUGACAAACGAGAAAAUAUAAAGAAAUACAAACAUCCCCUUCCACUUUUCAUUUCUGUUUCUGACCCCCAUUUGACCCAUGAAAAACAGUAUAUUCACAAAUGCAUUGUGGAGAUUUUGAACAAUUGCAAAUGUUAGAAACUACUUGAGAUUAUGUCGUUGUAAUUCAUGUAAAGUGAAAAAUGAAAGUAUAUUUAUAUAUAUAUAUAUAUAUAUAUAUAAAAAUAUUCAACCAAAUCAGGUGCAAAAUACAAAUACAUCUACAAACAUGACUGUAUUGACCAAUUUAAGUUUUUUUUUACCUUUUAUCUCUGAAACCCGCCCUGAAUGCAUCUUCACAAUCCUCUGCUGGGAUCGAAAUAAUCCUGUUUUUUUUUUUUUUUAUCUCAAUCCUACCAAAAAGUUUUAAACAACACAAACUGAAGGUUUGAUCCAGAUCAAAUCCAAGACUGGAUUUUGUAAUCUAAUGUGAUAUCCAAAUUGUUUAAUUUUUUUCAACAACCCAUUUUCAAGUUUUGAUCCAAUCCAACUGCUUAAAUCUGAUCAGAUUAUUUUCGAAAAACUGGACCCUGGUGAUCGGUUUCAUGCAAGGAUGAAGACAGAGGCAGGACGUCUCUUAAUGAUUGUAAAUGUAAACACUGUGAAUGAAAUCUGGAUAAGUGACUAAAAAUGAAUUUUUGUGAAUGUUUUUUAACUUAAUCCAUAAGUUUAUGCACAUCCAGCGCAGCAAGUGUCAGAGGUUUCAUGUGCACUAAAGGCCUCACAGGUAAAACUACCACAACAAAGAAUCAAAGAUUAGAGAAAAAUGAGAAUAAUACAAAUAAUUUAGCUGGUCAGAAUUUAGUUUUUUCUUUAUUUUCUAACCGGGCAAUCAUCGUAAAACCCACUAGAUUUAUCUUGUGGUCCUUCUGAAGGGUCUGGACCCUCAUGUUAGGAACCACUGAUUUAAUGGAUGCAUUAUUUCAGCCAGAUGAAAAUGUACACAGCUUAAUUAUUUUAUAGCGCCCCUAAAUCUGAAAAUGUUCCAUAUAAACUCAAACUGUGAACUGUAUUACAGGGUCACUGCGGUAUUGUUCAGCCUGGACCCUUUUCUGGUCUAAGUACAUGUUGGAGACCAUUUUGGUCCAGUAUUGACCCAUUUUUGUACCUGUAUUUUGUGUAAUCAAAGUGAACACUAUAAACACACAGUCUUAACCUAAAAUAAGCAGAUUUUUAUUCUAUAGAUGUUUUCUUUAUGCACGGUUGUUAAAAUGCUGCUCUGUCUUUGUGUUUGUAUUUCCUCUUUUUUAUAUAAACUUCCUGUCUUUAAGUA